Messenger RNA from Leptosia nina, 558 nucleotides. NCBI's taxonomy places the organism in Eukaryota, Metazoa, Arthropoda, Insecta, Lepidoptera, Pieridae. The record is from the annotation of a GenBank genome assembly.
AUGUGGGGUAAUGCGUUUUUUACGCACGACUCGCGAGGACUCCGGAGACGCGGUCGUUAUUCGUUCCCACGAAGGGAAGUGGGUCAGCCUUUGUUCCGCUCCUUCGUUUUUGCGCUAAAAAACGGAUUUCUGCGGAGACGCGAACCUGUCGGCCCCGCGCCGCCCCGCGCCCCUCUCUGUGACACACUUUUUAAGGGUGACGAGCAUAGAAUUGUAGACGCAGCUUGCGAUCGCGAUUUUCUCAGGAAUCGAGAAAGGAGGCACAAUCGAGCGGCCCGAUGCAGUCGGAACAAAGGCCUCAUAUUGAAUAUCGCUCCGUUUCCCGGACACGCCGAGUCGACGCAUUGUCUCGGCGACUGUUUACCCUAUGGCGUUAUUAAAAUAAUAAUUGGAAAUAUUAGAGCCACGAGCGGCGGGAAGCUUCCGGUCGGCGUCGAAGAGCUGCGGUUAGUUCCGCCGAGGUCGGCGCCGGACCGUGGGCGCGACACGGACGCCGACGCAAUGCGACGCGAGCGACAACAAUAUUGCAAUUAUCCUCUCGUCGAUGUUAUCCCGUAA